Ceratitis capitata (Mediterranean fruit fly) is the source of this 2552-nucleotide messenger RNA. It is a transcript of the gene DIP-delta, whose product is annotated as lachesin. Gene Ontology annotation, cellular component: neuron projection. The transcript is spliced from 12 exons. The coding region runs from base 823 to 2238 and encodes 471 amino acids. The record is from RefSeq and is a predicted model, not a curated record. NCBI's taxonomy places the organism in Eukaryota, Metazoa, Arthropoda, Insecta, Diptera, Tephritidae.
ACAUAACAACAACUAAAACAACAUCAGAAAUUUACAUUGCUCUUAUAGCAAAUGUGUGGCAUAAAAGCAGCCGGCAGUAAAUAACAACAAACAGCAAACAGUAAAGUGAGUGGAAAAUAAAACGUUGUGCUGCUGUCGAAGGGGCAGAAUUGUGUGAAAAUAAAAAUAAUGAAUAUAAAAAAAUAAAAAUACGCUCUAUAAGCGCAAGAAGUGUGUGAAAAAUUCCAACCUUUAUUUUUCUUCUAAAAAUAUGUAGAAAUCAGCUUUUUAUCGUUGCACAUACACUUUAAAGUGUAUGCAUGUGUAUUUGUACGUGAGAGGUUGUGAUAAUUCUUCGGAGUUUUAAGAAGGUCGGAGCUAUAAAAUGAACGUAAAAAAGCGCAAACUUAAAGUUUUUAGCAAGACUGUAUUGAGUUUCUUAAUUAAGCAAGACGUCAACUGUAGUUGCAAUGCCGACGUAGUUCAAUUUCAGAAAUGAAUAUUAACUUAAUUACCUAAUUAAAAAUUUCGCAACAGAAUGUGAGUGAAAAAAUUUAAAAUCAAAAUGCAUUCGACAAAUAUCAAUCACUUCCAGUACAUAUCAAAUCAACAUAAUCCACCAACCCGAAAGCUAACAUAACCAAAGUUGAAAAAAACAACCGAAAUCCACAAUAAUUACAUUCAAGCAUAUCACAAAUCAUAUGCACAACUGAGAAGCAGAAAACAUCAGUGCACCAAAAUCAGACGUCAAUAAGAAGAAGCAACAACAUACAUAAUUACGCGGUCACAAUUUAGUUGGCUAAUAUUUCUUAAUCGCAAAACAACGGAAACGCAGCUGCUAAAAUGUUCAUAAUUACGGUCAUUAAGUUGCUGCUAAUUGCGCUGAACCUCUUUCCCAGCCGCUGGACAAAUCGGAAAGUGAUGUUCCUCAUCUAUUUAACGAAUUUGGUGACACAUGUGAUGAUGGAUGAACCACGUUUUGCGCAACCCAUACCAAAUGUAACAGUCGCCGUAGGGCGAGAUGCCAACUUGCCCUGUGUCGUAGAGCAUCUUGGUGGUUAUAAGGUCGCCUGGAUCCACAUCGAUCGUCAAAUGAUACUCACCAUACAUAGGCAUGUCAUCUCGCGAAUACCACGCUACAGCAUUACCUAUGAUAAUGCCAACACAUGGUUAUUACACGUAAAUCAAGCGCAUCAAGAUGAUCGCGGUUAUUAUAUGUGCCAAGUAAAUACGAAUCCAAUGAUAAGCCAAGUGGGCUACCUACAGGUUGUAGUGCCUCCAAAUAUAUUAGACAUCGAAAGCACACCCUCAUCAGUGGCUGUGCGUGAGAAUCAAAAUAUCAAUAUGACUUGCCGUGCUGACGGUUUUCCCACACCGAAAAUUAUUUGGCGUCGUGAAGAUGGCGAGGAAAUUGCCGUGGAGAAGAAGAAGAAAGUUCUGGUCUAUGACGGUGAGGUCUUGCCAUUGACAAAAGUUAGCCGAAAUGAGAUGGGCGCUUACCUAUGCAUUGCCACCAAUGGUGUCCCGCCAUCAGUGUCAAAGCGAAUUAUAUUGGAUGUUGAAUUUUCGCCUAUGAUUUGGGUACCAAACCAACUUGUUGGCGCACCAGCUGGUACAGAUGUCACAAUUGAUUGCCAUACGGAGGCACAUCCAAAAGCAAUUAUUUAUUGGGUAUACAAUUCAGUUAUGGUGUUGCCGAGUAAAAAAUAUAAAACGGACUAUACAGAAAAUUCCUAUCGUGCUCACAUGAAAUUGACAAUAAGAAAUUUACAAUAUGGCGACUUUGGCAACUAUCGAUGCAUAUCUAAGAAUUCACUGGGCGAAACGGAGGGUUCCAUACGUGUUUAUGAAAUUCCACUGCCUUCAACGCCCUCAAAACAAGUCACACAUACAACUAUCGAAACGAGGGAAAAUAACAUCAUACCCACACGAAAUGACUCAAUUAAUACACUGCAAAAGGAUAUCUCGCUAAUGAAAGCUGAUCUACUGGGUAGUGGCUCAUCCUCGGCCUCGUCCUCGCACUCAGCUACCGCAUCUAUAUCGGGCAUAAACGGCAAUGGCAUGUCGGCGUUGGGUGGCGCAGGCAUAAAUGCUGUCGAUCGCAAAGGUACGCUGGCCAUUGGUAAGAGUAUGUAUUAUACAGAACAACCACCGAAGGAGUUGGAUGGCUCGGCUGCUGGUACCCUACACAAAUCACCGAAUAUUUUCUAUUUAUGUCGGUUUGCGUUAAUAUUUUUAUUGUUAAGAAAUCAAUCAUAAAACAUAUAAAUUAUUAAGUGGGUAUAAAGUAAUGCACUUAGUUAUAUAUAAAGAAUGCAAAAUAUAGAACUGUAAAAUAAAAUAUUACUAUAAGGAGUGAAUUAAUUGCAAGCCUGUUAAUGUGUUGAAAAUAAUAUUAAAUAAUAUUUUAUAAAAAAAGCUCAAUACGCACUAGUCAGGAUGACACUACUUUAAAAUUAUUUUAAAAACUGCAAAUUAAUACUUUUUGCUUCUUACCUUCAUUCCUAAAUGGUAUUAAGCUGCAUUAUUAGGAAAAAAUUUUGAGUAAUUUAUCAAUUUAUAAUUUGAAUUAA